CUCGGGCGGUGGCGGGCUCCGGGAUUGGCGGGUGCUGGGCGGGCGGUGUCAGGCUGUCGGUGGCGGCGGAGGCGGCGGAGGCCAGGGAGGAAGAUGUCGUAAUGAGCGAUCCACAGACCAGCAUGGCUGCCACUGCUGCUGUCAGUCCCAGCGAUUACCUGCAGCCCGCUGCCUCCAGCACCCAGGAUUCCCAGCCGUCCCCCUUGGCUCUGCUUGCUGCAACAUGUAGCAAAAUUGGGCCUCCCGCUGUUGAGGCCGCUGUGACGCCUCCUGCUCCCCCACAGCCCACACCCCGGAAACUGGUCCCUAUCAAACCUGCCCCUCUCCCCCUCAGCCCCGGCAAGAAUAGCUUUGGAAUCUUGUCCUCCAAAGGAAACAUACUUCAGAUUCAAGGGUCACAACUGAGCACAUCCUAUCCUGGGGGUCAGCUGGUGUUCGCCAUCCAGAAUCCCGCUGUGAUUAACAAAGGGACCCGAUCCAAUGCCAACAUCCAGUACCAGACAGUCUCUCAGAUUCAGGCGAGCAGUGGCCAGACCAUCCAAGUACAGCCCAAUCUCACCAACCAAAUCCAGAUCAUCCCUGGCACCAACCAAGCCAUCAUCACCCCCUCACCAUCCGGGCACAAGCCCGUCCCCAUCAAGCCAGCCCCUGUCCAGAAGUCAAGUACAGCCUCCACCCCCGUGCAGAGCGGGGCCAGUGUGGUGAAGCUGACCGGCGGGGGUGGCAACGUGACACUUACCCUGCCUGUCAACAACCUCGUGAACACCAGCGACACCGCGGCCUCCACGCAGCUCCUGGCCGAGAGUCCUCCCAUCCCGCUGUCCAAGGCCAACAAGAAAGCCAGGAAGAAGAGUCUGCCCGCCUCCCAGCCCUCGGUGGCUGUGGCUGAGCAGGUGGAGACGGUGCUGAUCGAGACCACAGCGGACAACAUCAUCCAGGCAGGGAACAACCUGCUCAUUGUGCAGAGCCCUGGCGGGGGCCAGCCCGCUGUGGUCCAGCAGGUGCAGGUGGUGCCCCCCAAGGCCGAGCAGCAGCAGGUGGUGCAGAUCCCCCAGCAGGCCCUGAGAGUGGUGCAGGCAGCUUCUGCCACCCUCCCCACUGUCCCCCAGAAGCCCUCCCAGAACUUUCAGAUCCAGGCGGCCGAGCCCACGCCUACUCAGGUCUACUUCCGUACGCCUUCCGGUGAGGUGCAGACGGUCCUCCUCCAGGACAGCUCCCCGGCAACGGCUGCACCCACCUCCACCACCUGCAGCAGUCCCGCCCCCCGGGCUCCCCACCCGAGUGGGACCAGCAAAAAGCACUCAGCCGCCAUUCUCCGGAAAGAGCGGCCCCUGCCGAAGAUCGCCCCCGCCGGGAGCAUCAUCAGCCUGAACGCAGCCCAGCUGGCAGCGGCGGCCCAGGCCAUGCAGACCAUCAACAUCAAUGGUGUCCAAGUCCAGGGUGUGCCUGUCACCAUCACCAACACCGGCGGCCAGCAGCAGCUGACGGUGCAGAAUGUGUCUGGGAACAACCUGACCAUCAGUGGGCUGAGCCCCACCCAGAUCCAGCUGCAGAUGGAGCAGGCCCUGUCCGGGGAGGCCCAGCCCGGGGAGAAGCGGCGCCGCAUGGCCUGCACGUGUCCCAACUGCAAGGAUGGGGACAAGAGGUCUGGAGAGCAGGGCAAGAAGAAGCACGUGUGCCACAUCCCCGACUGCGGCAAGACCUUCCGGAAGACGUCCUUGCUGCGGGCCCACGUGCGCCUCCACACCGGCGAGCGGCCCUUCGUCUGCAACUGGUUCUUCUGUGGAAAGAGGUUCACGCGGAGUGACGAGCUCCAGCGGCACGCUCGCACCCACACAGGGGACAAACGCUUCGAGUGUGCCCAGUGCCAGAAACGCUUCAUGAGGAGUGAUCACCUCACCAAACAUUACAAGACCCACCUGGUCACGAAGAACUUGUAAGGCCGCGGAGGCGGGAAGCCCGAGACGCGGUCCCCCGGUGGGAAGGAGGCCCGGCCGCCUGGGCCUGCCCUCGGCCCCUCCCUCCUCACGGAAGGGGCUCUGCUGCCCCACACUCGCCUCUCCUGAAGCCCAAGCUCUGCCCAACGAGACGUUCUAAGCCAGGACGAGUGGGAACCUUUAUUUCCAAAGGAAAAACAUGAAUUUCACUCCAUCGAGGAGCAAAGUGAGUCCCCUCCCCCCCACACUGCGAGAGUCGCAUCAUCGUGCCAUCACCUCCCUGCCCGGCCACCUCAGCGCCCCGGCCCUGCACCCAGGCCCCCGGGCACCCACCUCCACGCCACACGCCCUGCCCACCACUCUUCUCCAGCACAUUCCAACUUUCUAUUUAAACAAAACCACCACGGACUCCCCGACCCCCCUUUUCUAUGGAGAACGUUGCCUUAUACUCUCUUUCAGAUAAUGAACACUGUGUAUUGUGUGUGCUUUACAGUUUUAUUUAAUUGCUCCCUUCCUCCCGUUCUUGUUACUCACCUCCCCCAGGCCUACUUUCAGUUUAGGGUUUUGGGAGGCAGUGACGAGCAUAUGGGUUUUUUUCUCACUAGCAGUUCUUUUUCCUAAAUGACACAGCAUUUUAAUUUGAAUCUGGAUUCAGAUAAAAACUUCACACCCCGAACCUUUCCACUCUCCCUCAUCUCACCUCCCCUCCCAGCCCAAGCUCUAGUUCUGUACAGUGUAUAUUGUAUAAUAGACAAUUGUGUCUACUACAUGUUUAAAAACAUAUUGCUUGUUAUUUUUGAGGCUUUUAAAUUAAUAAACAAAAUACAACUUUAUUUUUAGUUGUAACUGCUUGAGGUAUGUUUUAUGAUUGACAGAUUUGUUAUCCUUUAUUAACGAUGUACUUUGUUCAGCAUUGGGCUGACAAAAAUUUUCCUUGCUAAUAAAUUUAGUUGCCUGAGGCAAAAU
This is a messenger RNA of Pipistrellus kuhlii (Kuhl's pipistrelle), 2903 nucleotides long. RefSeq names its product Sp2 transcription factor (gene SP2). The coding region runs from base 102 to 1940 and encodes 612 amino acids. Gene Ontology annotation, biological process: regulation of transcription by RNA polymerase II. The record is from RefSeq and is a predicted model, not a curated record. NCBI's taxonomy places the organism in Eukaryota, Metazoa, Chordata, Mammalia, Chiroptera, Vespertilionidae. The transcript is spliced from 7 exons. Gene Ontology annotation, molecular function: DNA-binding transcription factor activity, RNA polymerase II-specific; RNA polymerase II cis-regulatory region sequence-specific DNA binding.